CCUAUCAACAGACCAUCGUACUUAAGUAGCGAACGUUCCACGACAGACGCAUCUAAAUCAGAUCAAACCAAGAUCCUCUCUUCACACCCAUCCCGGAGAAUUCCCCAUCUGCCUACCACCCCGACCAAAAUGUUCUCCAAGUCCAUCCUCGCCACCACCCUGGCUCUUUUCUCCUCUACCGUUGUCGGCCAGCUCAUUAAUAUCGAAUACGGCUACAGCCCCUCCGGCGAAACCUACACCCAGCAGCUCCAACUAAAGGAGUUCACCAAGCUGGAGUACCCUGGCACAUACACAUACUUCUCCAGCCCCGAUCCUUGCGAUCUGUACAGCAACGCCGUCAGCGACCCCGCGUACUUUGGUGCCGAGGGACAGACGUAUUUCGAUCAGACGUACUUGGAGUAUGUGUACUGCUAUGAGUCUUAUGAUUAAAAUUUCUUGGCCCGUGUAUAGCUAUGGGAGGGAGACUAUGAUGGGAUAGGUAAUGGAUAGAUGAGUUUGUUACAUAAACAAUGAUGUGGGAUGGGGC
This is a messenger RNA of Aspergillus ibericus CBS 121593, 526 nucleotides long. RefSeq lists its product as uncharacterized. The record is from RefSeq and is a predicted model, not a curated record. Bases 130 to 429 code for a protein of 99 amino acids. The transcript is spliced from 4 exons. NCBI's taxonomy places the organism in Eukaryota, Fungi, Ascomycota, Eurotiomycetes, Eurotiales, Aspergillaceae.